Messenger RNA from Mytilinidion resinicola, 537 nucleotides. RefSeq lists its product as uncharacterized. Bases 1 to 537 code for a protein of 178 amino acids. The transcript is spliced from 2 exons. The record is from RefSeq and is a predicted model, not a curated record. NCBI's taxonomy places the organism in Eukaryota, Fungi, Ascomycota, Dothideomycetes, Mytilinidiales, Mytilinidiaceae.
AUGCCUUCUACGAAGCGCAAUUUCGACGCCUUCACCAACAACAAACAGCAGCAGGACUCAAACCCAAAGCGUUUCAAGAGCUGCCCGGAGCCAUAUUCAACUGUUCGCACGUCCUUCGAGUCCAAUACCGGCACAGUGAAGACAGGGUCGACUACCUUGAGUCGUAAACCUUCCGCGAACACUAGCAUCUCUUCCACCUCCACACGCAGUAUCGAGGAAGCCUCGAAGCUUUCACCCGAAGUGCAAAGCUCCCCAACCCUCUCCGAUGUCAAACGGAAUCGUAAGACCAAGACGGACUGGGUGCUGACAUCGUCAAGCCGUUCGCGCGCUGUUUGGAAGGACCUCAUGCCUACCGAGAAAGAUGUCCAAAAGAUUCGGAAUAUCGUGCGCCCAUACCUCUAUCUUGCCGGAAUCAGCACGCAGAACUUCGACGUCAAGAUCCUGAGCGAGGGUAGCUGGAAUCGCGCAUUCACCGUUUCAUCAAAGGACGCAGGUGGAACGCACAUGAGGCUGUUUUUCGAGUCGCGAAGCCAGUAA